This is a messenger RNA of Telopea speciosissima, 1221 nucleotides long. RefSeq lists its product as uncharacterized. The transcript has 3 exons. Bases 40 to 765 code for a protein of 241 amino acids. The record is from RefSeq and is a predicted model, not a curated record. NCBI's taxonomy places the organism in Eukaryota, Viridiplantae, Streptophyta, Magnoliopsida, Proteales, Proteaceae.
AAUGACAAAGUAAGUGAAAAAUUUGAGCAGGAGAUAGUGAUGGAUGAAAUCAACAUGGACAAAGUUGUGGGUGCUAGUUCCCAGAAACAUCACAAUGAGGCUGAACCUCACCCUGGUAAAAAAGAAUUGGAUUCCGAUGGCAGUGAGGUAAGUGGAGAGUCUGCAAAAGUGGUCGCUACUGAGGUCAAUGAUGUUAAACCACUUGAAAAGAAGGGAAAGAUCAUGAGAAAGAAAGCAUCAAAGGCAGCAGAAAAGGGCAAGUCUAAACCAAAAGUCAAAAGGAAUGCUGAGGAUGAGAAGACUGUGCACUCAGAGGACAUGGAAGCUGAUGUGCUUCCUGAAAUAGUUGAAAAGAAGAAAACUGGUGGAAAAAUCACUAUGGAAGGAUCUGAAGAUCCUGGUUAUGGGAAAAAUCAGACAGGAUUUGAUUCAAAGCAAGCAAGUGAUGGAAGCCAGGAAACGUCUGAAGUUCGGAGCAAUAAAGAAGAAGAUCCUGAGGUUCUUGGUGAACAAAAAAUUGAGAGCUGUGAAGCUGUAAGAGAUAAAGUGGAGCCAGGAGACAAGGAUAAUUGGGAAGAAGGAAGAGAGGUGAAUAACACAAGUUUGGCAAACCAAGAAACUGUCUCAGAUGGAGGGCAUGAUGCAAAGUCUUCAGAUUCACAGCCGGUAUCAGAUGCCCAAACCAAUGAGGAGGAGAGUCGGGCUAAUGUGGAAAGCCUUGAAAUUCCUGUCAAAAGGAUGCGAUCAAGGGCCAAAUUUAGGUAAAUGCUCCUGUAUUUGAACUAAUGAGUUAGUUUCGAACUAACAGUUCUGUUUCUGUGCCUUCUGUUUAUGUUUACCUUAAAACUUGUGGCAGGAAGUGAAGUGCUGGUCGACUGAAAGGAGCUUUCACCUUCCUGAUUAGGUGACUGUUGUUUUUUGCAUAGACGUGUUUGGAGCCUCAACGGGAAUCAGUUGCCUGCGAUAUUUCAAUUAAUACUGAAAAGUAAAUUUAGGAAUUAUACUCCAUUAUUCCAACUGUUGGGAUAUCAGUGAAUUUUUUUACCCUUUUUUUGGUAGGUAUACCUGUGAGCAUUAUGGUGCAUGAAACUCCAUCCUAUUUUGGAUUGCCUGUUGUCUCUUCAUUUUCUGUUAUUGCUCCAAAUUGCCUGGUCAUGGAUACUGAUUACUGAUACCUAUGUCAUUUUCCAUUAAUGUACAAAUGGGAUUUUACUCUCUCUC